AUGUCCCGAUGUCUUUCAAUUGUCUCAAUAGCCUACGAAAACUCAGGGUGCCUAUGUGGUAGACCGCAUGAUGCUUUUAAGUACCUUAAGGAACAUGAUGGUUUAGCGUCAGGCAGGUCGUACCCAUACACGGGUGUGUCAACUGGGGAGACAUGUUUGGCCUCAACCAUGCCCAAAGUGGCAUCAAUGGCCAGUUACACUAUGAUCAAUAAUGAACAAAGUUUAUUGAACGCGGUGGCGACCGUCGGGACUGUGGUGGUGGCCAUUAACAAUGCCAGCCAAGAAUUAACCAAUUACAAAAGUGGCAUUUUAGAUGUGCCCGAUUGUGGCAAUUCGCCGGCCGAAUGGUUUCUAGUGGUCGGCUAUGGCGCUGAAAAUGGAGUCGAUUUUUGGUCACUGCAAUCCUCGCGGGGCGUCGGGUGGGGCGAACAAGGUUACCUCCGUUUGGUACGUGGUAAAAAUAUGUGCGGCGUUGCCGACUGGGCAUCCUAUGCCGUUGCUAAAUAA
This is a messenger RNA of Medioppia subpectinata, 507 nucleotides long. NCBI's taxonomy places the organism in Eukaryota, Metazoa, Arthropoda, Arachnida, Sarcoptiformes, Oppiidae. The record is from the annotation of a GenBank genome assembly.